AGUUCAAUGCGUUUUGCCUUGUACUAGUUGUAGGUGGCGCACCGAACAAAGAGAGCGCCUGUUCAUCAACAAUGGCUUCAUCUCUCUCGAGGAAUUGCUCUCGCGUCGCCAGGUCCCUCUCCGUCGCCCUCCGGUGCAUGAGCAACGUCCCGGAAAACACCGUCUACGGCGGUCCCAAGCCGCAGAACCCGAACCAGAGAGUCACUCUGACGCACCUCCGGCAGAAGCACCGGAGAGGAGAGCCGAUCACUGUCGUCACCGCCUACGAUUACCCCUCUGCCGUCCACAUCGACAACGCCGGCAUUGAUGUCUGCCUCGUCGGCGAUUCCGCUGCCAUGGUCGUUCACGGCCACGAUACCACGCUUCCUAUCUCCCUCGACGAGAUGCUCGUCCACUGCCGCGCCGUCGCUCGCGGCGCCAAGCGGCCUCUGCUCGUAGGAGAUCUGCCGUUUGGUACCUAUGAGUCCAGCACCAGUCAGGCGGUACAUACUGCAGUCAGGGUGUUGAAGGAAGGUGGAAUGGACGCUAUCAAACUUGAAGGAGGCUCACCUUCUAGGAUCACUGCUGCAAAAGCCAUAGUUGAAGCAGGAAUAGCGGUUAUGGGCCACGUAGGGCUGACCCCUCAGGCGAUUAGCGUUCUCGGUGGAUUCAGACCGCAGGGUAAAAACAUAGCGAGCGCUGUUAAGGUUGUGGAGACUGCCAUGGCUUUGCAAGAAGCCGGGUGUUUUUCGGUUGUUUUGGAAUGUGUCCCGCCCCCUGUGGCUGCUGCAGCGACAUCUGCUCUUCACAUUCCGACCAUCGGCAUCGGGGCUGGCCCUUUCUGCAGUGGACAGGUGUUAGUCUAUCAUGAUCUUCUGGGAAUGAUGCAACAUCCGCACCAUGCUAAGGUAACGCCAAAGUUCUGCAAGCAGUACGGUCGAGUAGGAGAAGCGAUCAAUAAAGCACUUGAGGAGUACAAGGAAGAAGUGACCAACAACUCCUUUCCGGGGCCUUCACACAGCCCUUACAAGAUCUCAUCCGCCGACCUCGUCGGCUUCGUGUCCGAACUGCAGAAGUUGGGUUUGGAUAAUGCCGCUUCCGCCGCAUCCUCCGCCGCCGAGAAGGUGGAACCUUCGUCUGAGCAUUAGAGGAGGAAAUCUUUUUUUUUUUAAGGCUGCGUCCCCUAAUAAAAUAAUAUAUGAAUUCGGAAUUUAAUCCUUUUGGGGAUUUAUUUCUAUUAAUUUCUAAUUGGUUUGAGUUUGA
Messenger RNA from Tarenaya hassleriana, 1242 nucleotides. Its product is annotated as 3-methyl-2-oxobutanoate hydroxymethyltransferase 1, mitochondrial. Gene Ontology annotation, biological process: pantothenate biosynthetic process. NCBI's taxonomy places the organism in Eukaryota, Viridiplantae, Streptophyta, Magnoliopsida, Brassicales, Cleomaceae. The transcript has 5 exons. Gene Ontology annotation, cellular component: mitochondrion. Bases 72 to 1127 code for a protein of 351 amino acids. Gene Ontology annotation, molecular function: magnesium ion binding; 3-methyl-2-oxobutanoate hydroxymethyltransferase activity. The record is from RefSeq and is a predicted model, not a curated record.